CUCCUCCUCCUGCUCCCGCCCCGCGGUGCUGGCGUGAAGCGGGCGCGGAGCAGCUCGGGCAGCGCGGAUCGGGGCUGGUGGGGAGGGCAGGAAGGGGGCACAAAAUAAGCAAGGAAGAAGGGGGGGAAAAUGGCGAACGAUUCUCCGGCCAAAAGUCUGGUGGACAUCGACCUGUCCUCCCUGCGGGACCCAGCUGGGAUUUUUGAGCUGGUGGAAGUGGUUGGCAAUGGCACCUACGGGCAAGUGUAUAAGGGCCGACAUGUCAAAACAGGUCAACUGGCAGCCAUCAAAGUCAUGGAUGUUACUGAGGAUGAAGAAGAAGAAAUCAAGCUGGAGAUAAAUAUGCUAAAGAAGUACUCUCAUCAUAGAAAUAUUGCAACCUACUAUGGUGCUUUCAUUAAAAAAAGUCCUCCAGGGCAUGAUGAUCAGUUAUGGCUUGUUAUGGAGUUUUGUGGAGCAGGAUCUAUCACAGACCUUGUGAAGAACACAAAAGGGAAUACUCUGAAAGAAGACUGGAUAGCAUACAUCUCAAGAGAGAUUCUCAGGGGCCUGGCACAUCUCCAUGCCCACCAUGUGAUUCAUCGGGACAUCAAAGGGCAGAAUGUAUUAUUGACAGAAAAUGCAGAGGUGAAGCUGGUGGAUUUUGGUGUGAGUGCUCAGCUGGACAGGACAGUUGGCAGGAGAAACACUUUUAUUGGAACUCCUUACUGGAUGGCUCCAGAAGUUAUUGCCUGUGAUGAAAAUCCUGACGCUACAUAUGAUUACAGAAGUGACCUCUGGUCAUGUGGCAUUACAGCCAUUGAAAUGGCAGAAGGCGCUCCCCCCCUCUGUGACAUGCAUCCAAUGAGGGCGCUGUUUCUUAUUCCAAGAAAUCCUCCUCCACGGCUAAAAUCCAAGAAAUGGUCAAAAAAGUUUUUUAGCUUUAUAGAAGGUUGUUUAGUGAAGAACUACAUGCAGAGGCCUUCUACAGAACAGCUUUUAAAACAUCCUUUUAUACGUGAUCAGCCAAAUGAAAGGCAAGUCCGAAUCCAGCUGAAGGAUCAUAUAGACAGGACCAGAAAGAAGAGAGGAGAGAAAGAUGAGACAGAGUAUGAAUAUAGUGGAAGUGAGGAAGAAGAGGAGGAAGUGCCUGAACAAGAAGGAGAACCGAGCUCCAUUGUCAACGUGCCUGGAGAAUCAACCCUCCGACGUGAUUUCCUGAGGCUGCAGCAGGAAAAUAAGGAGCGGUCCGAGGCCCUUCGGAGACAGCAGCUGCUCCAGGAACAGCAACUCCGAGAGCAAGAGGAAUACAAGAGGCAGCUGCUGGCAGAAAGACAGAAACGCAUAGAGCAGCAGAAAGAGCAAAGGAGGCGGCUGGAAGAGCAGCAAAGAAGAGAACGGGAAGCUCGAAGGCAACAGGAGCGUGAGCAGAGACGGAGAGAACAGGAGGAGAAAAGACGGCUAGAAGAAAUGGAGAGGAGACGUAAGGAAGAAGAGGAGAGGAGGAGAGCAGAGGAAGAAAAGAGGAGAGUAGAGAGAGAGCAGGAGUAUAUCAGGCGACAGCUAGAAGAGGAGCAGCGGCACUUGGAAAUUCUUCAGCAGCAGCUGCUCCAGGAGCAGGCCAUGUUACUGGAAUACAGAUGGCGAGAAAUGGAGGAGCAUCGACAAGCAGAGAGACUCCAGCGUCAGCUGCAGCAGGAGCAAGCCUAUCUUCUGUCACUGCAACAUGAUCAUAGGCGGCAGCAACAGCAGCAGCAACAACAGCAACAGCAGCAGCAGGAAAGGAAUAAACAAAGCUAUCAUACCCCUGAGCCAAAAGCCCAUUAUGAACCUACUGAAAGAGCACGUGAGGUGGAGGAUAGAUUUAGAAAACCUAAUCAGGGGUCCCCAGAAGCACAGUCUAAACAGACGGGCAAAGUGUUGGAGCCACCAGUGCCUUCAAGAUCAGAGUCUUUUUCCAAUGGGAACUCAGAACCUGUUCAGCCUGCCCUGCAAAGGCCAAUGGAACCCCAGGUACAGUGGUCCCAUCUGGCAUCUCUCAAGAACAAUGUUUCCCCUGUCUCGCGAUCCCAUUCCUUCAGUGACCCUUCUCCCAAAUUUGCACAUCACCAUCUUCGUUCUCAGGACCCAUAUCCACCUUCACGCAGUGAAGUGCUAAAUCAGAGUUCUGACUCUAAAUCGGAGGUACCUGACCCCACCCAAAAGGCUUGGGCUAGAUCAGACAGUGACGAGGUGCCUCCAAGGGUACCUGUAAGAACAACAUCUAGAUCUCCUGUCCUGUCCCGUCGAGAUUCUCCACUGCAGGGCAGUGGUCAGCAAAACAACCAAGCAGGUCAGAGGAAUUCCACAAGCAAUAUAGAGCCUCGUCUGCUAUGGGAAAGGGUUGAGAAGCUUGUACCAAGACCAGGCAGUGGCAGCUCUUCAGGUUCAAGCAACUCUGGCUCUCAGCCAGGUUCCCAUCCGGGAUCGCAGAGUGGCUCUGGUGAACGGUUCCGAAUGAGAUCGUCAUCCAAAUCUGAAGGCUCUCCAUCUCAGCGUCAUGAGAAUGCAGCCAAAAAAACAGAAGAGAAGAAGGAAGUCUUCAGACCCCCCAAGCCUGCUGGAGAAGUGGAUUUAACUGCACUGGCAAAGGAACUGCGAGCAGUUGAAGAUGUGCGACCCCCACAUAAGGUAACAGACUACUCAUCAUCCAGUGAGGAGUCUGGGACGACAGAUGAGGAAGAUGAUGACAUGGAACAGGAGGGAGCAGACGAAUCUACUUCUGGGCCAGAGGAUACCAGAGCAGUGUCAACUCUAAACUUAAGCAAUGGUGAGACAGAGUCAGUGAAAACCAUGAUUGUUCACGAUGACGUGGAGAGUGAACCUGCCAUGACUCCUUCCAAGGAGGGUACUUUGAUCGUUCGACAGAAUACAGUUGACACAAAGCGUGCCAGCCAUCAUGAGAGCAAUGGCUUUGCCGGUCGCAUUCACCUCUUGCCAGAUCUCUUACAGCAAAGCCAUUCCUCCUCCACUUCCUCCACUUCCUCCUCCCCAUCCUCCAGCCAGCCGACACCCACCAUGUCCCCACAGACACCCCAGGACAAGCUAACUACUAAUGAGACUCAGUCCGCUAGUAACACGCUCCAGAAACACAAAUCUUCCUCCUCCUUUACGCCUUUUAUAGACCCCAGAUUACUACAGAUUUCUCCAUCUAGUGGGACAACUGUGACUUCUGUGGUGGGGUUUUCUAGUGAAGCAAUGAGGUCAGAAGCAAUAAGGCAAGAUCCCACCAGGAAAGGGUCAGUUGUCAACGUGAACCCCACCAACACACGACCACAGAGCGACACCCCAGAGAUUCGCAAGUACAAGAAGAGAUUCAAUUCUGAGAUCUUGUGUGCUGCCUUAUGGGGAGUUAAUUUGUUAGUGGGUACUGAGAGUGGUCUGAUGCUGCUAGACCGAAGUGGUCAAGGGAAAGUUUAUCCACUAAUCAAUCGAAGAAGAUUCCAGCAGAUGGAUGUACUAGAAGGGCUGAAUGUUUUGGUGACGAUAUCUGGGAAGAAGAACAAGUUGAGAGUUUACUACUUGUCCUGGUUAAGAAAUAAAAUUCUUCAUAAUGAUCCAGAGGUAGAAAAGAAACAGGGUUGGACAACUGUGGGUGACUUGGAAGGCUGUGUGCACUAUAAAGUUGUAAAAUAUGAAAGAAUCAAAUUCUUGGUAAUUGCUCUGAAGAGUUCUGUGGAAGUCUAUGCAUGGGCACCAAAGCCAUAUCACAAGUUUAUGGCUUUUAAGUCAUUUGGAGAAUUGGUACAUAAGCCAUUGCUGGUGGAUCUAACUGUGGAGGAAGGUCAAAGGCUGAAAGUGAUCUAUGGUUCCUGUGCUGGAUUCCAUGCUGUUGAUGUAGACUCGGGAUCAGUCUAUGAUAUUUAUCUACCAACACAUAUCCAGAGUAGUAUCCAACCACAUGCAAUCAUUAUUCUCCCAAAUACUGAUGGGAUGGAGCUGCUAGUUUGCUAUGAGGAUGAAGGUGUUUAUGUUAAUACAUACGGGAGGAUCACCAAAGAUGUGGUUCUACAGUGGGGAGAGAUGCCUACAUCAGUUGCAUACAUUCGAUCCAAUCAGAUUAUGGGCUGGGGAGAAAAGGCUAUUGAGAUACGAUCUGUGGAAACAGGGCACUUGGAUGGUGUUUUCAUGCACAAAAGGGCACAAAGGCUCAAGUUCUUAUGUGAAAGGAAUGACAAGGUUUUCUUUGCCUCUGUGCGGUCUGGUGGAAGCAGUCAAGUUUAUUUCAUGACCCUAGGCAGGACUUCUCUUCUGAGCUGGUAGAAGCAGUGUGAUUUGACAAAGGAUCACUGACAUCCAGAGUCUUUUGAGAUCUUCAUAACUUGGAAUUAUUUGCAACUGGAGUACAGACCUGCACAGAUGCAGCACUUCAUGUACAUGUGUGCACAGGCAUCACUGGUGUUAGGUUUCUUUUUGUUCUUAAAAUGAGGCUGCAAUGCAGCUGGUGCUGUAAAGUUCUUGCCAUCAGGUGCUAUCUGUCUUUGAGAUUUGGGAUCACACUAGAAAGCAACAGGUUAUGGGAUUUUAUUUUUUUCCUUCAGCUCCAGAAUUCCUUGGCUUUGAAUGACUCUGUUUGUUAGUAUAAAAGAAAAAAAGAGAUUUGAGAUGAACAUGCUGUUAAAUGGGCAGAAGGCAGGAAAGAGAAGGUGACAAGUGGUGGCGAGAGAGUCAGACUUGCUGAAGUGGAGGGCAGAUCUAGUCUAGUAAUGUUAACAAUGUAUUUAAUUGACAUUUCUUUUUUGUAAUGUGACAUUAUGUGGACAAAGAGGAAGGUGCAGGUUUUAAGAAGUUAAUAUUUAUAAAAUGUGAAAGACGCAGUGGCUAGGAUAACUUUUUUGGGGAGGGGGGAGGGUGGAAUUCCUGGGUUUUUUUGUUUCUUUUAGUUUUAUUUUGGCUUGGCCAAUAACUUAGUCAUUUUUUCUGUGUACCAGGUUUUGCCUGAAAUGUGCAGAUGAUUAAAAAAAAAGAGAAAAAAGAAAAAAGAAAAAAAAAGUUUAUUCAUUUUCUAUAAUGAUUCUGUGUUAGGCCAGAACUUGGUUGUGUCACAGUAUUAGCACUGCCUCAGUUAAAGGUUUAAUUUUUGUUUAAACCUAGAAGUGCAACAACAGGUUUACCACAGUCUGCACUUGCAGAAUUAAAAAAAAAAAAUUCCAGACUACAUAUGUUUAUUUUUUGUGCCUACCUCAUUGUUUUUAAUGCAUAAAAUAAAAGAGGUGGUUUCGUUU
Messenger RNA from Gavialis gangeticus (Gharial), 5243 nucleotides. RefSeq names its product mitogen-activated protein kinase kinase kinase kinase 4 (gene MAP4K4). Gene Ontology annotation, biological process: protein phosphorylation. Gene Ontology annotation, molecular function: ATP binding; protein kinase activity. The record is from RefSeq and is a predicted model, not a curated record. The transcript has 33 exons. Bases 130 to 4281 code for a protein of 1383 amino acids. Lineage: Eukaryota; Metazoa; Chordata; Crocodylia; Gavialidae.